AUGAACGCUCGUCGCGCGGCCGGUCAGCUCACCGGCUUGUCCGCCCGUUCCGUGCUGGGACAUGCGUCAGCUGCCUCUGCCAGACGUCUCAACGUGCCGACGACGACCAAGAGGAUGGCAACGUUCGCCUCGUUCAAGAUUCCCAAGGUGGUCAAUGAACCCAACCACCACUACGCCAAGGGGUCUGCUCAGCGCGCGGGUCUGACGGCGGCCGUCGAGAAGCUGCAGAACAAGCUGCCUCUCGAGGUGCCCAUUGUCAUUGGAGGCAAAGAGAUCAAGACGUCCUCCACGGGCACACAGGUCAACCCUGCGAACCACGCCUCAGUCGUGGCGACCUACUCCAAGGCCUCGGCCGGCGACAUCACAAAGGCCAUUGACGCGGCGCUCGACGCCAAGCCGGCGUGGGAGUCCCUUCCCUUUGCCGACCGCGCCGCCGUCUUCCUCAAGGCAGCCGACCUCAUCUCGACCAAGUACCGCUACGACAUCAUGGCGGCGACCAUGCUCGGCCAGGGCAAGAACGCAUGGCAGGCCGAGAUUGACGCCGCCGCCGAGCUCGUCGACUUCCUGCGCUUCAACGUGCAGUACGCGGAGGAGCUGUACGCGCAGCAGCCGGUGCACCACGCGACGGGCGUCUGGAACCGCGUCGAGUACCGCGCCCUCGAGGGCUUCGUCUACGCCGUCAGCCCCUUCAACUUCACUGCCAUUGCUGGAAACCUGCCUGGCGCGCCGGCGCUGCUCGGCAACGUCGUCGUGUGGAAGCCAAGCGACUCGGCCAUUGCGUCCAACUGGCUCCUCUACCAGAUCCUGCUCGAGGCCGGCCUUCCCAAGAAUGUCAUUCAGUUUGUGCCAGGUGACCCAGUCGAGGUGACCAAGGUCGCACUGGCACACAAGAAAUUUGCGGCGCUGCACUACACCGGCAGCACCGCCGUGUUCCGCAAGCUGUAUGGCGAGAUUGGGGCUGGCGUGGCCGAGGGCCGGUACCAGUCGUACCCGCGCAUUGUCGGCGAGACGGGCGGCAAGAACUUCCACCUGCUGCACCCGUCUGCUGAUGUCGACAAUGCGGCGCUGCAGACGGUACGCGGCGCUUUCGAGUACCAAGGACAGAAGUGCAGCGCCACGUCUCGCGCAUAUGUGCCCAAGUCGCUGUGGCCCCAGUUCAAGGCGCGUGUCGUGUCUGAGGUCAAGAAGCUGAAGCAGGGCGACCCCACGGAACACACCAACUUCCUCGGCCCCGUGAUUCAUGAGGCAUCGUUCAAGAAGCUGUCUGGCGUCAUCGAUGCCGCCAAGAAUGACUCGGAGCUCGAGCUGCUUGUAGGCGGCACACACGACAAGUCCAAGGGCUUUUUCGUGCAGCCGACGGUGUACGCAACGACGAACAAGGCGCACAAGCUCUUGAGCACGGAGCUGUUUGGCCCGGUGCUGGUGGUGCACGUGUAUGACGACAGCGGCAACGCGACGCAGGCCUUCUCGGAGACGUGCGACCUUGUCGACUCGACGGGCGAGUACGGCUUGACGGGAUCCGUUUUCGCGUCGGACCGUCAGGCGAUUCGAUUCGCCGAGGAGAAGCUGCGCAACUCGGCAGGCAACUUCUACAUCAACUGCAAGAGCACGGGUGCCGUCGUGGGACAGCAGCCGUUUGGCGGCAGCCGCGCGAGCGGAACCAACGACAAGGCGGGCAGCGCGGCCCUCAUGGGGCGGUUUGUCAACAUGCGCAGCAUUAAGGAGGAGUUUGUGGCGACGACGCAGGUGGAAUACCCCAGCAACGAAGCGUAG
Verticillium dahliae VdLs.17 is the source of this 1773-nucleotide messenger RNA. RefSeq names its product delta-1-pyrroline-5-carboxylate dehydrogenase. Gene Ontology annotation, molecular function: L-glutamate gamma-semialdehyde dehydrogenase (NAD+) activity. The transcript has 2 exons. Gene Ontology annotation, cellular component: mitochondrial matrix. NCBI's taxonomy places the organism in Eukaryota, Fungi, Ascomycota, Sordariomycetes, Glomerellales, Plectosphaerellaceae. The record is from RefSeq and is a predicted model, not a curated record. Bases 1 to 1773 code for a protein of 590 amino acids.